Molecule: messenger RNA, 2041 nt
Organism: Folsomia candida
Lineage: Eukaryota; Metazoa; Arthropoda; Collembola; Entomobryomorpha; Isotomidae
Exons: 5
Coding region: 101-1507 (468 amino acids)
Source: RefSeq, a predicted model, not a curated record
AUGCAUGAGUCAUGAAACGGUUUGGCUGCGGCCUGUGGCUGCAAUAUUUUUUUGCAACAAAUAGAGACGAGUUUAUGUCUUAUUCCAGUGUCCCAGUAAAAUGGACCAUACAAGAGUGAACGUUGUAUCCGACUUUAUCAAAGGUGUCAUAUUUGGAGCCGCGUUGGGCGAUGCAGUUGGUCUGGCCACUGAGUUUAUGAACAAGGAUAAAAUACGGAUUCUGUAUGGGGUCGGUCCAAUCAAAUUUGGAAAAUCCGAAGGCCAUGCAUUUUGGAGGGAUUUCCACAGAAGAAGAUGGCAUGACAAUGAUUUCACUGAUGACACGGAUCAACUCCUCCUCAUCCUGCAAUGUCUCUUACAUUCAAAUGGCAUCCUCAUUCCUCAACAUUUCGCUUACCGACUGAAAGAAUGGGUAGAAAUUGGUUUUCCCGAAUUGGAUAAAGUCGCGGCCGGAAUUGGUCUAACCGUCGGAUCGACACUACGUCAUCCUGACUUCCUCUCUAACCCAAGUAAGGCAGCGUUCCAAAUUUGGGAACAAUAUGAUCGAAAUAUGGCUGCAAACGGAGCAGUGAUGCGAACCUCUGGGAUCGGAAUACCCUAUUUUUGGAGUGAAGAGAAAGUUGUUACAAAUGCGAUAAAUUGUGCAAAGGUAACCCACGCUGAUCCAAGGUGCGUAUUCAGCAGUGUUGUUGCCACCGUCAUUAUUUCCAGGAUGUUAUCCAGAUCUUCUUAUAAUGAUGAGAAACUUAAUGUAUCCGAAUUCAAAGAUUUAUUUCGGACGUUAAUGGAGUCUGGUUGUACGGACGAUAAUAAAGAGCACGAUGCUGUGCCAAGCAUUGAACCUAAGCCAAUUAUUAAACAAGAGCCGGUGAAGACUUCCCUAAUUUCCAAACUUAAAACAAUGUUCACAGGUAAUAAGGAUCCACGACUCCAACAUAAAUUCCCCCAAAAUUGGCCGCUCCACAAGGAGCCAGACAACUCUCGAAUGAAUAAUGAACCCAUUAACAAUGUCACAUCCGCGACGGAUAAUUUUGGUUGUGACCCGGACUUGGUUCAAUUGAUUAACGAUGUCGUUGAGGACUACAGGUUUUUGCUGAGGGAAAGCACACCUCUUUCCACCGAGGAGAAAGGGAUUGAAUGGGAGGGAGACAUGGAGAAAUAUUGCUUGAACAUGUCUUCCAAAAAACUCAAAGACUUUGAGUUAGAUGAGCCCAAAAGUAUCGGGUACACUUUUAAAUGUUUGGGGUCAGCGUUGUUCUGUUUUUCAAGAAAAAUUCCAGACAAUUUUACUCAUGGAGAUUUCUUUACGCAAGUUAUUACCGAUUUGACCUUAGAAGGUGGUGAUGCAGAUACGAAUUGUGCGGUGGCUGGUGCCUUCCUUGGGGUUCGAAUGGGAUACUCAGGAUUGCCUAAAAAUUGGAAAAAGGAGGUGCGAAACUUCGACUUUCUAGACGGAAUUUGCAAUGAUUUGCACAAUAUGAUGAUUCAACUAAAACAAGAGACAUGAAUUAUCGAAAUUAUUUAUAUCGCUUUAUAAGUGAUCAGUUUUAUUUUAACAUCAUUAAAAUAAUUUUGUAGAAUUUUGUAUGGAUGAUUGUAAAGGCCGUGGCCACAUCAGUCCAGCAUUAAUGAAUUCACCUAUCUAUGUAUGUACCUUUCUACUUAUUCUAAAUAUGUAAUACAAAAGUUUAUUUAUUUCCAAAUGUAUGGAUUAUCAAGCUUUUGUCGUUAAUUAACAUAUAUAUUUAUUUGACUAAUUAAAGAUACGUAGUUAAGUGUGAUACUAUCUUCGACACGUUUAUUAAAAUUUUAAAUUAUACGUAUAAUUGUGUAUACGGGUGUCAUUAAAGGACCCAUAAUGUAUUGUUUGGAUUAAAGCAAUGCUGGUCCAACGUAUGUAUAUACAUAUUUACAUAUGUAUAAUGUAUGUAUGUAUAACGGUAUGGGACUUGUUGUUAACAUAAAAAAUAUGUAAAUAUUCAAUCAAGUAAUGAGAAAUCAAAUACAAAUGAGUACUAUUAAUUUUGCAAUCAAUCAAUAA